Messenger RNA from Pomacea canaliculata, 13872 nucleotides. RefSeq names its product zinc finger SWIM domain-containing protein 5-like. NCBI's taxonomy places the organism in Eukaryota, Metazoa, Mollusca, Gastropoda, Architaenioglossa, Ampullariidae. Gene Ontology annotation, molecular function: zinc ion binding. Gene Ontology annotation, cellular component: Cul2-RING ubiquitin ligase complex. The transcript has 18 exons. The record is from RefSeq and is a predicted model, not a curated record. Bases 184 to 3609 code for a protein of 1141 amino acids.
GUUCCGGGCCGAGUUGACAGUUCAUUCACAGUCAGGGCUUCCCCAAAGGGAUUCCCACGGGCCCUAAACUAGGAUUUUCAGCAGCCAACCCUUGUGAGCAUGCGUACGCGUUUCCUUUUAAUUUUGUAGUUGGCCUUGUGCGCAUGUGCAGGAGGAAAUCUCCCGUCGAUCAGAUGGGUGCUCAUGGCGGCUGCGAAGAGACACUGCCCCUCCCGCGCCUGUCAUUUUCGGGUGGAAAGCAGUUCUGGGACUUCAAACAGGCGAAAUCUCCGACAGGCCGAAUCUCUUUUAGAUGUUUGUGCGAAGGUUGUCGCUGAGAACAUCCCUUUUCAAAGGAUAGAGCAGCAGUAUGACCGAAUUCCCGAGCCAGUUCAGAGCCGAAUUGUGUUCUGGUCCUUUCCUCGGAAUGAAAAGGAUAUUUACAUGUACUCAUCGUAUGCAAACAAGGGCAAAGAAAGCACAGAGACUCAAAAACUACCUUUCCACCAAGGAGUUAAACUUCUUGAUAACGGAGCAGUUGCGAAUGUGUUACAGAUUGGGUUUCACUUGAGUGGGACAGUCACAGAGCCCAGUAAUCCUCUCUAUUCCCAGCCAGAAAAAGUUUUUAAAGUGUCCAUCAGUUUUGACAGAUGCAAAAUAACAUCUGUAAAAUGUGGCUGUGGAAACAAGGACAUUUUUUGGUGUCAGCAUGUGGUGGCUCUUUCAUUGUACCGCAUUCGAAAAGCCAACCAUGUGCAGCUUCGUGUACCUAUAUCAGAAACCCUGCUGCAGAUGAGCCGAGAACAGCUGCAGAAGUUUGCCCAAUACCUCAUCACUGAGCAUCACUCCGAGGUGCUACCUACUGCACAACGCAUCGCUGACGAAAUCCUCAAGGCUGAGUCUGAAAUCAACUUACUUCCAGGCGCACCUGAUCCAACAGCAGGUGCCUCAGUUGAUGAUGAACAUGCUUGGCACCUUGAUGAAGAACAGGUGCGAGAGCAAGUGCGAGCAUGCCUCAGUCAGGGGGGAUACCUCACAGCCACUGCCCAACUGACAUCCAUGUUUGCAAAGGUUCGUGAAAUGUUGCGUGCAAGAGAUUCAAAUGGUGCCAGGAUGCUGACCUUAAUGACAGAACAGUUCCUUGCAGACCCACGUCUGUCAGUCUGGCGUGCACAGGGCACACCUCUAACAGACAAGUGUCGGCAGUUUUGGGAUGAACUAGGUGCACUCUGGGUUUGUGUGGUCCUCAACCCUCAUUGCACAAAUACUGAGCGGCAACACUGGCGUGGCCAGCUGACACAAUGGUCGUCAUGUUCAGUCUGUCCUCUGGAGGAUGGUGACAGCCACCUUGUUUCUGAUCUCAGUAUAAACCAUGGGCAGAUUCGACAGCAGAGAGGUGGUCAGAGCAACUCCCAGACACAGCGUACUGUUUUUCACAAUGCACUUGAGGCUAGCUACCUGACAUGGAAUGACCCACACUUACAACGUAUUCUCAGGGAUGCCUUCCCCAGGUCUUCGUUAUCUGUUCCAUCAUCAUCAUCCACGCCAUCUCUCAAGUCAUCGCUUGACUGUAUUACCAGGGACAAUGUCAGUAGUGAAGGCUUUCCUCUCUGGAAUGAACAUAUACCCACCGCCUGUGCACGAGUAGAUACAUUGCGAUCCCAUGGCCACAUGAAAGAAGCUUUACGUUUAGCAGUGACAAUAGUGAGAACAAUGAAAGCCCAGCUGGUGUCAGAACAAACUGUCUGUCAGAAAGAACAAACCCUUUGCAUGGGAAGUAGCAUUCUCUGUAGCACAAGCUGGACUAGCACCUCCUCUAGUAGUCGUCUACCACUCAACGUGACUGGCUGGGUAGGCCACCCACUUGAUCCUAUUGGUGUGCUAUUUGACACCCUUUCAGAGGCUUGUACAAUGUCGGAUGAAUCAAUGCCAGAUAUUAGCAGUCGACAUUUGAUAACAGACACGAGCAGUGAGAAUCGCAAGAAACUGUACCACGUUCCUGUCCCUGGCAAUGUUGAAGACGGCCAGACCUACCUCAUGUUAGCUUUUGAGGUGGCUCUCAUCGGCUUAGGUCAACAACGGCUUAUGCCAUCAGGACUGUAUGCUCAGGAAAAGGCAUGCAAGCAGGAGGAACGACUCUUAGAGCGGCUUCAGUCUAUCGACCUUGACCCUACUUUAAUUCGUGUCUUGCAGCACCAAAUCACGUUACUGCUGGAAGGUGGACCAAGCAGUGGUUUGGGUCAGGGUAUCCAUCCUGAAAGCUACCCAAUGCACAUGUUUGCUCGCUACCUCUUCUCUUCUCUUCUGUCUUAUGACUCGGAUCUUGCCUAUCAGGUCGGCCUGCGGGCCAUGAGGCUACCUGUGCUCGAGAACACAGAUGACUUAAGUCUUGAGGACAGCGUCAACAAUGUGGGGUCAGCCAUGUUGUCUCGAUUUCCUCGCUGGUUUGUGCUGAGUCAUGUUGAGGCACAGCAGUGUCAGCUGGCCUCAACAUUGCUGGGAGCCUCCAAAAAUGAUGUGGCACGUCUACAGCAGGUGCUAGAGUGUGCACAGAGACAUAUUCACAGCUCCUCGCAGCUCUUCAAACUAGCUCAAGAUGCUUUCAAAAUUGCCACACCGGCUGAUGGCCAGAAGUGCAUGCCAGCCCUUAAUGCAGCCUUUGAGCUGGGCCUCCAGGUGAUGCGUAUGACCCUGAUGACUCUGAACUGGCGGCGAAGGGAGAUGGUUCGUUGGCUUGUAACUUGUGCUACAGAGCUUGGUGUUGAAGCACUCAUCACAAUCAUGCACAAGUGGUACCAGUAUUUUGCACCCAUUGAGGCUACCACCACAGUAGCCAUGACAGUGAUGUCACAAGCAACAAUGAUGCAGCUGGGGCUAAGAUAUGGUCACAGGGAGGAGCUGGCCAGCUGUGCCCGCACACUGGCGCUGCAGUGUGCCAAGCGUGACCCCCAGAACUGUGCACUCUGUGCUCUCAACCUCUGUGAAAAAGAUCCUAUCGCAUUUGAAACGGCCUAUCAGGUUGUAAUAGAUGCUGCACUGCGUGUCAUGAAUUCUUCACAGCUUUUCAACAUUGCUCGAUAUAUGGAGCAUUUGGGAUACCCACACCGGGCCUUCCGCUUGGCAUCUCUGGCCAUGAAGAAUCUUCACCUUGCCUACAACCAGGACACUCACCCAGCCAUCAAUGACAUCCACUGGGCAUGUCUGUUAGCUCACUCGCUUGGGCGCAACGAACUCACCAGUCUUAUUCCCAUUCUGGUAAAAAAUGUGCAGUGUGCCACCGUCUUGUCUGACAUUUUACGGCGAUGCACGUUAACAGCUCCUGGUCUGGCCGGUUCAGAUAGCAAGCGUGGGCGAGGGGGGCUGAAGCUGUUAUCAUAUGACAAGCAGCCUCUGCGGCAGUUAAUGGAGGCGGCUAUUUAUGCCUACAUCCAGACCACUCAUUCAAAACUGACCCAUAUCAGUCCUCGCCACUAUGCCGACUUUAUUGAGUUUCUCAGCAAGGCACGAGACACUUUCUUGCUAGCCCAUGAUGGACAUAUUCAGUUUGCCCAACUCAUUGAGAAUAUGAAACUGGUAUACAAGGGCAAAAAGAAACUCAUGUAUCUUAUCAAAGAAAGAUUUGGUUUAUAGCAGGCAAAGUCUUAACUUUGGAAAAAGAAAUAUAUGUGUGUGUGUGUGAAAGAGAGAGUGUGUGUGAGUGUGGUUGUGGGUGUGGUUGGGGAGACAGUGGGUAUUUUCAAUGUGGAUUAAUGUAUGCUACUUGGUGGAUAAGUAUGUGUGCAGGAAAUUUAUAUACAGACAAAAACGUCAGCAAGUGAAAGAGCAAUGUUGUGCCAUAAUAUGGUUUAGCUGAGAACCUAAGGAAGAGGUGAGAUAGAUUAAUCAAAACUGUUUUUGAUCCAUUCAUGGCAUCAUCUUCAUCAUUUUGGCCCCCACCCAUCACAUUCCAGUCUGGUUCAAGAACAUUAACUGAGAGUAAGAAAAAUAACAUAGAUUUACAGUUUCUCUCUGCUACUGUCAAAAUCUGAAUGCAUUGUUUUCAGUUAGAAAAACUCUGAAGGGUAAUUUAUAAAAGAAUGAACCCAGAAAAACAACUUUAGGGGUUUUUUCCUUGCUUUGCACUGGCUUUCUUUAUGCUCCAAGUUAAAAUAUUGUUCAAGUGGACCAGCUCAUUGCUCUGUGUACAGUUAGCCAAACCUUCAUUUUUGAAUUUGUUUCUGCAUGAGGAGUAGGUAUUUUUCAUCAAGUAUGCAAGUAUAAUGACUGAGUUACCAGGAAAAGAACCUGUAUUCACAAAUAUUACAUAUACUAAUAUGUAACUAUGAUCAGUAUGAAGCAUUCUGUUCUAGUAUGUAUGAAUGAAAUUUAAGAUUUAGUUACUGCAUAACUGCAUCUCAACACAAAAUGAACAGUGAAAGCAAGGGAGAAAAAGAAAAUUAAGGCAGGUGAGCAAUGAGGAGUCUGAAUGUGCAAAAUAGUCAAGUCGAUUCUGAAUGUGGCACAAGGAAAAUCACAUGGAAAACUGGGUACACAUUUGCCUAAAAUAUGAUUCUUAAUUUGUAAAAUCCUUACACUAGUUACCAGCUAUGGAAAAGUCUUGCCGUAUUUCGUAAAAAUGUUUGUGUUUUGAAAGAUUCCGCAUUCUAAUGUGAAACUGGAAAGAUAAUUUAUGGAUGGAAUUGAAGACACUAUCUUCCCCAAUGAUUGUGGCUUUUUAUGAAUUGGAAACAAUCAGAAAUGCUUUGCAGAUGUAGCUUUUGAUACCUGUUGCAUGUGGAAACAGAAAACAAAACAUCGUUACUUGCCAUUUGUAACAUCAUUUUGCCAGCUGUGACAUGGCUGCAUUGCCAGUUUAGGUUGUUGACAGGUGUUUUUUGAUCUUGCAAUAGUUCAAAUAUAACAGAUUUUUUCCUAUAAAGUAUUCACAUUAUUUUUACUUAUUGCAUAUUGUUUUCUAGUCUGUUUCUUCCGUCACUCUUUUAUGUUGGCAGACAAAAUUAUUUGCACUCUUAAGGAUUUCUCAGUGUUUGUGAUCACAACAGUUGUGCAAUGUAACUGCAGUCGGGUGGGGUGAAUGAUGAAAGCUAAAAACAAGUUUUUACCAAUUUAUUUCUUUUCUGUGUAUCUCUGUUUUAUCAUCAAAAUGGUGAAAGCAAAUAUCCACUACAGAAGAAAGCACAGAUACAUUCACACUCUUGUUAUUUAUUAUCAGUUUAUGUGGAUUUCUUAUUUUAAAGACCACUUUGUCAUUGAACUGCAUCCUAUCAGGAAGGGAGGAAUAUCAUUCAUUAUUCAGAGAGAUUGACAGUACCAAAUGAUAUCCACUUGUUUUAGCUGUCUCAGUGUUGAUUUAAACAUUGAAAUAUGUCAUUUGUGGGAUUUUGUAAUGCUUUAAAGCAGUGGAAAGUCACAUCUUGGCAUUUUUGGCCUAACCUGCUGAUUGUGUUAUUAGAAGUUUGACAAAAAAUAUUCACAAAUUUUUAUGCAUGAAUAUGUAGCUGAGGUUAUGUGCCAAAUAUUUUAAAGUGCAGACUUUUACAUUUUGUCUCAAAGCAACAGAUUUGCUUUCAACUCCUCAUUGAUAUGCAUUCAGAAAGUUGGAGUGGUGGAUUUAAAGACAAGCCUUGCACGAGAUCUUAGAAGAUUAGAGAAAGAUUUGAAAAUGUAUGAUACGCUUAAAGUAGAUAUGGAACUCAAUUCUGGAUUGAAACUGACUUGAACUUACAAGUUUGGUGUGAGGAAAGUUCAGAACAGCAUGCGGUUUGGUCAGCAAGUAACAAGAAGGAUAAACUGUUGAUAAACUUCUUUGUUGAUGUUUUACAUUUUAUGUAUUGAAAUAGUAGUAGGAUUGUGAAAAUGUGAGAACAAAAGACACUUUCAACAUAUUACUGAUUUGUGGGACUUUUUAAUGUUUUAUAGACAAUGACAGAUUAUCAGUAAUUAACGCACAUGCAGAUUUCAGUUUGAAACAUGAUUUCAUUCAACAUUAGAACACUUGGAAAUUUCAUGUAUUAAAAAUGUAUGCAUGACACAAGGCCGGGAGUGGUGGCAAGACCCUUACAGCUUGUUUUUCUUUCUUGAAGGCUUUAUUCUGUUACAACAAAUCAAGAUUGUGAUUAUACAGGGCAGGCCUUACAGCUCUUUUUUUUUAAAGGCCAUGUCUUGUUCUGUCACAGCAAAUUAAGACUGUGAUUAUACAGAUCAGGCCUAACUAAGAGACUGCCCAGAGAGAUUGUGCUCAGUAUUACUAUCAUAGCAGAUUGAGAGGGCCACGCAGGUUGUUUUUCUUUAUCUGAUUCUCAUGGCAACUUGAGCUGUUAACAUCUGAAAACUUGUGACCUAGCCUUGGCAGACUAGCAGUCAAACUGAUGUGAUUAGUAAAUGAUGUUAAUGAAUGGAUCUUUAAAAACUUAGGGGGUAUACAUUAAAAAAAGGAGAGGCCUUGCUAUGCUUUGUUGCAGCUAUGUUUUAAACCUGUUUUGUAGGAAUGUUUGAUAUUGAUUUCCAUUUUAUUCAGUCUCUCAUAACAUUCAUAUACACUUUUUUGUCUCCUGUUUUUAAGACUGAUUAAAAAAAAGAAAUUUCCAUAGUGCUUGUGGCCUGCUUUUGCUAAUUUCAUAUUUUAGUGGUUUCUUGCCUGUCCCUGGGAGUCCCCCAAAGUUUUUACUGGACCGCCAUCUUACCUCAUUUUUUUUUUUAAAGAUGUGUACAGAACAUCCAUGUAUGUUAUGACUGGCAAAAUGUAUUCCAUAUAUUUCAUCAUAGCUUUUUGGCUUCUUUGUUUGGGAACUGAUUGACCUGUAUAUUUUUGUUUUGACUGUAGGUUUGCUAGAGAUUUGUUUUUGAGUGCACUGCUGCAGUGCCAUGGCUGUUGUUAAAGUUAUUCUGGACACGUUUGUGUCUGUAGAUUCCCUUUUUUUCACUUGAACUAUGUACUGGGGAGGGGGAUAAAUGUAAUGCUAUUAAAAUUGUUAUAAGAAAGUGGAUUGUAUUUACUUUACUAGGUUUAUUCUAAUACUUGGAUUUUUUUAAGCUUGUUGACAAGAUCUAGGAAGUAGUGAUGGUCGAAAUAUUUAUACAUAAAAGAUGUUAUGAAUUUUUUGUAUCUGCCAAAUAGGCUUUUGAUAUGCAGGAACAAGAUGAACUUAACACACCUAGUUUUCUGACAUUAUCACCAGUGGUUUCUAGCAUGGAAAUAUGAAGUAACUGCUUUUGUCCAGUUGAGUGAGUGAAAAUGUAGUGCAUGGUGCUGCAUAAUUUCUGUACAUUUCUUAUGCCAGAUGCCAUGUGAAAUAUAAUGCCAAUAUCAUAUAAUACCUCAGGAAUGUAUGGAGUACUAUCAGCGGAAUCUUCACCUGGUGGGAAACAGCCAACCAUAAUAAAUGUGUGGUACGUUUUGCCUGCCAACAAACCCUGCAUCGCUCAUGAGGCAUAAACUCAUGUGCAGGCAUCGUCUUUUUUUUUUUUUAAUUCACUUGAUGUCAUCUGUUUGUGCUUUCACAGUCAAUACGUAGAAGGAGGGGGGAGGGGGGGAGUAACAUGCCUUAUGUAAACAAGUGGGACAGUCUAAACAAGUAUAUAAAACAAAGUGCGACUAUAUAAACAAGUAUAUAUGUAUCUAAGCAAAGUGGGGCUGUUAUCCUGCUUCUAUUUUCAGGGAGUAUUUUAGUAUUGAAUGUUUUAAAUAUUUCAAAAUAAUUGGAUAGAAAUAAUGCGUUAUAUUUGCUAAUUCUUUAGACGUGAACAAAUUUUGCAUGUAAAUGAUGUUUCUCAUUUGCAUUUUACCCAAAAUCUGAUAAAAGCAUUGCUAAUCUUCAUCAAAUUUUAGUCUUAGUCACAUUAGUCUUAAAUUUUAGUCCAAUCAGCACUCUUUGUCAUCCUCAAUUGAAACGUUUUACAUCGUCAGAGUAGUGUUUCAUGUUGAUUCAUACGCACAUUCCAUGCGUUUUAGAGGCAGAUGUUAGGCUUGAAUGGUGACCCGUCAGUGUGUUAAAAAGCUAAAUUAAUUUUAAAGUGUAUACUGUGCAUUACUGUUUUUGUUAUAUUUCUUUUGUUAAUAUGUGUUCAGCAUGAUGAUGUGUCAAUAUUUGAAAGGAAAAGAAUGAGUAAUGAACAUAUGAUUGAAGAAUGAACAGCAACUAAAUGUGGCCCAUUGACAAAGGUCCAGUUUUCUGUAAACUGAUAAAUUUGUUUACACAAUUACAGAUUUUUUUUGUUAAGAUCAUAAAACCUUAUUUUCUCACAUUCAUUUUAGCACCAAUAUUAAUGUAGCGGUAAGAAAAUGUCUAUUUUUCUUGCUGCUACUUCUUUUGAUACGCUUCCAUUUUGCAACAGAAUUCUGUUCUUCAUCACUUUUUGGUGAAGACUGUAGUUACUUUUCUCAUUAGGCACAAUCAAGAGUGGAGAAACUUUUAAAAUUCAUCUGUUUUCUAAGUUUCAAUGAGGUGUGUGUGUGUGAGAGAGAGAGAGAUAUUUUUGUGCCAUCACAAAAAAUGUAGAGACCUUUGAAGCGUGCCAUUUAAAAAAAAAAGUGAAGUUAAUGUGUGAUUCUUUUAUUCGUGUCAGUUUUUUUCCUUUUGAUUUAGCUGUUUUGGGAAACAAGAACUGUUCUAGAUGAUAAUGAAAUGAAACUGACCCAAAAUGCACUGAGUUCAUCCAUGUCCUCUUAUGCAGAAAAGAACCAAAAUCUAGUAAAUGCAAAAUAUAUAAAUUUUGAAACCACCAAAUUUAUGACAGGAAUUUCUUUUAUUUUAUGCUUUAUUUAUGAUUGUGUCUAAAGUUUGAACUAAGUUGUUAAUUUUAAGCUGUUUUUGAUAAAUAUUUUCACCAACUUGAAUGUUCUUACUGAUAAUUUGACCACCCCAUCUUUGAUAAAUAUGAAAAGAGAUGGGAACUCUGGAGAACUAGCUGUCUGCUGUUUUGUUUGUCAGUUCUAAUGCCAGCUUAUGCUGCAUCUUGAAAUGCACAAGAAUAGUUGCACAUGCGAUAGCAUUGGAGGAUGAAACAUGCAGAAUGUUCACUGUAGCUUGCAACAGCAAUGAUCUAAGAGUUUUAAGCCUCAUUGGAACUGAAUUAGAAAGUGUCAUAGUGAUUGUUAAGGGUAGUGAUGAUGAAUUCUUUUUUAUGAAUAACAGAAAUUGAGUGAAUGAAACCACAGCUCUAUUUUUCAUCUCAAGAGAGGAAAGAGAGUUUUAAAAAAUGAGUUUAAUUUCAGGUGUCAGAGGCUGUAUUUAUGCAGUGAGAGUAAAUCAUUGCCCUGUGGCUAAAUGGAAAAAAUCAAGGGCAAGUGUCUUGUCUCCAUGGUUAUGCAGUAAUCCAGAUCCCAUGGAUAUUGCAUCUUUGCUGCCACUUCAUAACUGUGGCCCCAGGCGUUAAGCAACAUCUGCAGGGUCUGGGUACUGCUUCAUAGCUGUGGAAACAUCAUAACUGUGGAGACAAGAUAUUUCAUAAAAAUGGAGGUGAAAUGCUUCUUAACAAGAUAACAAGAUUCUUGCCUUUGAACUUCCCACCCAUGCUGCCCCAAGGUAUGGGUUUACCCUCACUUUUACAGAACAGAAAUUUACCGCAUUUCCAGAAAGAGCAGAUGGUUUCAAAUAUGUGUAAGAAGUAAGGUCCUUGACUUGGUGAAUGGCAAUUUAGUAAAGAAAAUAUUUUACGUAGUGAUUGUUUGUGGCUAAUGAAACUUUUAUUCAAUAAAACUCUUGACUGUAAUAACUUAUAUUUUCCAUGUUAUAAGCAGUUAUGUGACACAUUGGAGGCAUUUAUUUUUAAUAUAGCCAAUAAUGAUAAUAAGUCAAGGAAAACACUGAUGAAGUGUGUGAUAUCUGUAGUAGUGCAUUUCACAUAUUCCUCCUCUCCCCCCCACCCCCACACUCCCUGCAAAUAAAAUAUUUGUUGAUGUUGGUGGUGAAAAAAAGAUUAUGAAUUGUUGUCUCUUAAAAAGAAUGGGAGACUAUUACAGAAUGUGUUUGCUUCAAGGAAACUGUAUGGAUAGUUGUCAAUUUGGAGUGUCUCAGCUGUUCUCGUCAAGGGAAAUACUGCAUGAUAUACAGUACUGGUGUUCCACACUUACCUCAGGUGUCUUUUACUGCAACAGAAUUCAAAGUUUGCUCUCAGGGGAAGACUUUAGUUCUGACAUCGUAUCCACACACUCCUCGUUUUCUGAUCUGGGUCUAAAUUGAUCCCUUUGAAAGAUUUAUCAGCCUUUUGUGCAUAUGCAAAUGCCUUGUGAAUCAUGUGCCAUAUUCCCUUAUUAUGAGGCACACUUAAAACCAUAAACAGUGAUAAUAAUCACAGCUUAUGAUGACUCUUAGAUUUUUUUUCUUGUAGAUAAAUCUUAAUCAAAGGCCUAGAUUGGGGCAAUAUGUGUUGCAUGGUAGAGGUAGUGAAGGAAGGGAGAUGCAGAAACUCGUACCUAUCACUUUCUGACACUGCUCUCACUGACAUAAUUAACUCUGUAGAGAACAUGUACACUUUUUUGGCUUUUGUUUUUAAGUCCUAAUUACAGCAACAUCAUUUAUAGGUGGUAAAUUUACCUUCUGGGAAAAGUUUUGUAGUGAAAGGAAAACCUUAUUCCUUUUCACCCUCAGUGGAGCAUAGGGCCACAGCUACAUCUGUCAUUGGAUCCUGUUCUGGGCAUCUCUUUCCAGUUGGGACCAUGUCAUGUGAGCUACCUCCACCUCGCUGUGCACCGAUCUGCUUCAUGAAGGCUUUCGCUAACAUGCGUCAUAGGCCCUUUCAAAGAGGCAUCUUCCCAUCGAGGCUCUCGUAUUAGUGUUUCAGUUGCAGUUUCUGUAGCAGGGGUUUUACAGGGUGGGGUUGCUAGCCCCACGCUCAACCCUCCUUCAUCCGAGCUUGGGACCAGGGGUUUGCCGGCAGAGUUGACUAGAAAAUCAGUUUGUUAAAAAAGUAUAGAUCCUAAGGCACCAAUACAACACUACCAUAUUUGAAUGAGCUUGCACACAACUUAAGAUGUUGAUAGGUGUGUGAGGAAAUUUGCGCCAGAUGUUGGUGCUAAACUGAAUUUGAGACUGCAUCUCCACUCUUGGUUCUUUGAUGUAGAUAAUUUUGUUACAUCAGAAGUGACACAGGUCAGAUACGUCAGGACAAUAUGGGCAAGGGAUACAGCUGAUGAAAAUGAUUAUUGUCAGUUUUGCUAUGGUUAAAGAAUGUGAAUUAGUUCAUUUGAGCUUAAUCUGGCAACAGCCAGUUUUUUCCUCUCAGGCAUUCAAUUGAAACCAAUGAGACCUUCAAGUUAAAAUGUUCUUUGGGUAUUAUUCUUUAGCCUCUCUCUGUGUUCCUGCCCUAUUUUGUAGGUGAGGUUCAUCUUCAAAUAGUAUGCUUCCAUUGAAUGCUAGGGGGUACAAAAUUUUAUUAGAGUAAUAAAUGUGUAGUCAGUUUAUGCAUAAUUUUGUCACAAAAAUCGGAAUCAACAAAUAGGUUGGAUCUUUUGAGACUGAAAUCUCUGGGUCAUUAGCAUUUGUGAAGCUUUACUUAACCAUAGAAGUUGGCAUAAUUUUUAUCUUAGCUGUACAUGCAUGCAGGUACACAUACUGCUGCACACUCACCUGUGGACAACUUUUCUAAAUUUUUGUGCUCAGAAUGCAGUAAAGCUCUAUUUCAGAUGUACUUUGACAUUUUGUGGUAAUAGGCCUCAGCCUAUUGAAACGAAAGAUUUUUGUCUAAUGGUGCUUACAUCAAGAAAUUUGUUAUUAUUUGCAAUCAACAAGUUCAGCAGGAAGCUCUUGCUUUGACACAUUCCUACCUCAUGUGCUACUACUCAGCUGCCCAAGUCAGUGGCACAUCAACUCCCUACAUUUAUGAAUAAGAAUGUUCUUCUGUAAGCAAGAUUGUUUGUUUUGAGGUCUGGAUCUGGACACUGCAGAUGCCAAGAAAGAUCUAAUUAUGCUCAUGUUUAAGGAAUCUUGAUUAAAUGCAAUGUUUGUGGCAACUUUCCUUCUCUUUCUUCUGGUUUCAAAUGUAAUGUGAUUAAAGUGUGCCAGAUUGAGUGAGCAGAAUCUAUCUUUUUGUCAUUUGGUUAUUUAUACAUGUGCACAGGGAAAUAUCUUUCUGUUUGAGAGAAAAGAGUUUGGCUAAACUUUCAUGCCAUUGCCAACUUUAGUGUGUGUUGAUGUAUUAUUAACCUUCAAGCAAAUAAGCACAGUAUCAGAACAUUCUUUGCAGGAAUUGCCUUGGAUUGUGUUUAUUAUGCUGGUAUGGUUCUCUCUCCCCAACCCUCUUCAACUAACAGUGUGUGCACCCUUCAUAAGAUUGAUUAGAAGUUGUGAUGAAUGAAAGAACACUCAUUUCUCAAAUUCUUGUUUUGUCAUUCUUUUUAGGAAGAACACAAAAAUUUCUAUUGCUCAUUCAUCAUCUCCUGACUUCUUUACUCUGGUGACAUGUCGGUGCAGUUGAUGUCUGUCAAAUGAUUCUUGUGUAUUUUGCUUCAUAGUUUUAGCAUCUGUUUCUGUGAAAUAUAUGUCUUGAUAUUUGCUGGUGUUCUUUGUUGCCAUUUAUCAAGUGUGCUUGUACUGCCAUGACACAUUUUUUUCAGGAUGCAAAUGGGUGAUUGAGACCUGCGUCUGCUUUGUCAUGUUUCAGUCAUCAUCACUCAUUAUGUCUCAUGUUGUAUUCUAUGUCCUUUGAGCACAGAAGAAAAUUUGCCAUAUAUUUUCUCUUAAUUCUGUCACGACACCCUUGAACAGAUGUAUCAAGGAACAUGGAAACAAAUAAAGGAAGAAAUGAAGUAACCAUUGUUUAUGUGUGACCAGUAGGGAUGUGUGUGUGUGUGAGACCAGUAGGUGGUUGUGUGUGGUACUUAUGUAUUUUACCUUUUUAAUACAUCUUGUUGGAGGGUGUAGGGGAAGAGGGCACUAUUCAAGAAAGGUUAUUAUUACUGAUGUAACCAGACAGAUGCUAAUCAGAGCACUAAAAGUCACAGUAGCUGGAUGGAGGUUUAGUAGCAGCUCUCAAUCAGGCUAUUCCUCUUUUUGGUGUCAGGGAAGAGGCUGGAGGCAUCCAAAGAAAAUUUAUCUAAAUUCUAGCUUUUUAGUGUUCAGUAUGCUACAAGUCUACAAAUUUUCUUGUUUCGAAUAUUUUUUUCCACACCUGCACUUAAUUGACCUUGGAGUUCCCAAGUCUGCUUUAGUAACAUGAGGGACAUGGUUGGUUUUGAUGCACCACUUAUUAAAGGAGAAAUAAGAAGAAAAGUGGAGUUGCAAAUAUUUAGGCAUAAUUAUUGAUGAUAAACUUGGAAAGCUGAUGUAAAUAACGUUAUUAAGAAAGUACAUAGCUGCCUGUCUUGGAAAGCUGAAGUCUUAAAUGUACGCUUAGAACUGCAAAUAUUUUACACUUCUGUUACUUGACUUUUGGUCAAAAUUUCUGGGGUGGGAACAUUGUAAAGCAGGACUGGCACAAAUUGAACAAGAAUGACGAAAAAGCAGGAGGGGAGGUUGGGAGGGUACAGAAUGACGGUGUACAACAAGCUGAUGAUCAGCAAACUGAAGUUUUAGCUGACAACUUGCACCUAUUCCCACAGGAAUUUGACAUCAGAUGCAGACAGGAGUGGUAGGUUUAGAGUGUCUAGAGCUUGAACCUUAAAACUUCUGUAUUCAUCUAUCCCACCUGCUAUCCAGGCAUACAAUCAACUGAAACUAGCCAUAUUGCUUGCUCCGUUUCUGGAAUAUUCAUUUAUAUGUUUAUGUUUGAACUGAUGGUAUAUUUGUGUUUUUGUACUUCAAGUGGCAAUAUGAGUGUGUACAGACUGCCAGUGUAAAAGCAUUGGAUGUAGUCUUAUGUUGUAUUUAACAUGUUUUAUGUAAAGGGAUGUUCUCAUUUUAAUGUUGGCAGACAACAAAAUUUCCAAGAAAGGAUUAAUAAAGAUAUUUUGCAUUA